This is a messenger RNA of Zingiber officinale, 462 nucleotides long. RefSeq names its product 14 kDa proline-rich protein DC2.15-like. The transcript has a single exon. The record is from RefSeq and is a predicted model, not a curated record. The coding region runs from base 1 to 462 and encodes 153 amino acids. NCBI's taxonomy places the organism in Eukaryota, Viridiplantae, Streptophyta, Magnoliopsida, Zingiberales, Zingiberaceae.
AUGAGGCUUUCAGUAGCAUUCCAGCUUGCUCUCUUUCUUACUGUCAACCUGAUCACGUUGUUCAACCUCGUCGCCCCCUGCGGCGACUGCUGCCCGAAGCCGCACAAGUGCCACCCCAAGCCGCCUAAGCCCGGGCCGCCGGCGCCAUGGCGGCCGUCGCCGACGCCGGCCCCGCCAGAGCCGCCGGGGCCUCCUGCGGAGGCGAAGUGCCCGAGGGACGCGCUGAAACUGGGGGUGUGCGCCAACGUGCUAAGCGGCCUGCUGAACGUAACGCUGGGCACGCCGCCCAAGGAGCCCUGCUGCCCGUUGCUGCAGGGGCUGGCCGACCUGGAAGCCGCGGUCUGCCUCUGCACCGCCCUCAAGGGCAACAUCCUUGGCCUCAACCUCAACCUCCCCAUCAGCCUCAGCCUCCUCGUCAACUACUGCGGGAAGAAGGUCCCCACCGGCUUCCUCUGCUACUAA